GCUUUGAGUUCACUCUCAUGGUUGUGGGGGAGUCUGGCCUUGGAAAGUCCACACUGGUCAACAGCUUGUUCCUGACAGACCUUUACCCAGAACGACACAUCCACUCAGCUGCAGAAAAAAUCAAACAGACUGUGAAAAUUGAUGCGUCCACAGUGGAGAUAGAAGAAAGAGGAGUGAAACUUCGACUAACAGUGGUAGAUACCCCAGGAUUUGGUGACUCUCUUAACUCCAAUGACUGCUUCAAGCCCAUCAUUCAGUAUGUUGAUGACCAAUUUGAACGAUACCUACAAGACGAAAGUGGUCUCAACCGACGCCACAUCAUUGAUAACCGUGUUCACUGCUGCUUCUAUUUCAUCAACCCCUCAGGUCAUGGGUUACGUCCCCUUGAUGUGUCAUUCAUGAAGGCUGUUCACAACAAAGUCAACAUUGUACCCGUGAUUGCCAAGGCUGACACACUCACUCUACAAGAAGUGUUUCUUUUGAAGAGAAAGGUUAUGGACCAAAUAGAUGAACAUGGAAUUAGUAUCUACCCACUGCCCGACUGUGACUCGGAUGAAGACGAGGACUACAGGGAACAGUGCCGCCAGCUCAAGGAAGCAGUGCCUUUUGCAGUUAUUGGGGCCAACACAGUUAUUGAGGUUAAAGGUCGCAAGGUCAGAGGUCGCAUGUAUCCAUGGGGAGUAGUUGAAGUAGAAAACCCAGAACAUUGUGACUUCAUCAAACUCAGAACAAUGCUGAUCACACAUAUGCAAGACUUACAGGAAGUCACACAGGAGGUGCAUUAUGAGAACUUCCGAGCUGAAAAACUUGCUGAGGGAGGAGGAGCUGCAGCCAAGAAAACAGUCAGAAGGGGGCGAGGUGAAGAGGUCGAUGCUCAAGACAAACGUAGACCAGAAAGUCAAGCCCAGGAACUGACAGACCGUGAGAAACAGCUGGUGGAGAAAGAGGCCGAGCUACGCAAGAUGCAGGAGAUGUUGGCUCGUAUGCAAGCUGAAAUGGAUGCUCAGAAACACGGCGGAACUCCGCAGAAAGUCCAACAGAAUGGAGGUGUCAAAUCACAUGACGUGUAGGCCAUUCACACUCAGGGUUUUCAUAUUUUACUCAUGGACCAUCACCAUAAUGUCGGACACAUUAAAGUAUAUACAGACAGCAAGGAAUAAUAACUUCAGCAGACGGCAUUUGAUCGGACCUAAUCAAGCAGAAACAUUUGAUCUGACAUCAUUAGUAACCUGUAUUUAUGUGGCUAUAAGUAUACUUUGUGGCCUGACCAAUACUUUUGAGAGAGCUGUGAGAUAUUUUACUUGGACUUGCCCUGUAGACAAUCAUACAUUUCCACUGCUGGGCUUUGGUGUGUAAAAUUGGAAUCAAGUAUUGCUCAGUCAAAGGGAGUUAACUCUGUUUAGUCCAACUCAAGUGAUGAUAAGUUGGUAAAGUCAGUGCAAUUUAUUAUAGAACAAUUAGUCACAAAUGUUGAGGAAUUGAUGGAUAUGAAUUUGCUUAUGACUAAAUAUAAUAGAAUGAUGAGAAAUAAACAAUAUGGCAAUGUUUGUGAAUUACUUGUGAAUAUGAAAUCUCUGUAAAUUUCUGUGUUAAAAAAAACUAAAAACAAAAAAAUCAUAAAAAAAGGUGAAAAAAGGAACUUUAUGUUAAAAUUUGUUUGAGGUAUGUUUCAAAACCACUCCAAAACAAAACUUGAAACUUUCUUUACCAAUUGUAAGACUAGUCUGGAGCAGAAAUGGACAUAAUGUGUCUUUUUAUUGUGUUUAUUAUUGAUUUUUUAAUGUUUGUACAGUAUAAGAUAUAAGUUAAGGUUUUUGUUAGCUCCAGCUGUUAGCAUUAUACAUUUAAAUAUGCCAAAACAUGUUCUGUACAGUCUAGCAUUGUAGUAAUAGGUGCUUCAACAUGUUUUGGGGCUUUUUUUUUUUGCUUUGACAUUUAUCAAUCAAUCAACAUCUGGAAGUUCAGUUCUUUAAAUGAUUACAAAAUAUCAGUGUUAGGAUAAUAUUUUAAAACUUUGAAUAUCUGUCAAUUUAGUAUUGUUAUUCUUUGUUUAAUUUUAAUUUUUUCAGUUCAAAUGCAUCAAAUAAAUUAGUUGGAGAUGUAUUCUUUUCCACUAAAAAAUGAUUAUUCCUGUAAUAUGGUAUGAAAAUAACAAAAAAAAUAAGUUCUGAUAAAACAGAAAUAUCUGCUCUGGGUGUUAUUUAUCAUGGAUUAUGAUUUUAAGCAUAAAAAUGCUUUUUGUUUAAUAAACUGCGAAAAAAAUGAACACAAACCAGGAGAUGAAUCCUCUUCAGGAUAAUUUUUAAGAUACUGAAGAAAGUACCUGUCUGAGAGGGAUUUUUUAAUCAGUCUGAUACAAAUUUGACUAACCAAAUUAAAGAUACUUAGUUCCUUUUCUAUAAUACAUUUUUAUUUAUUUAAAUGAUAUAGAAUAUAUACAUAGAUAUUAUCAAUAAUUACUUAAUGUAACAAAGAUAUAGAUUCCAUAGUGUUCUAUUGUUCCUAAUAAAAAGUAUUAUUUCACUUGGUUUUCCAAUUCACCAAUCUGUGAUCUUAUAUGUUAAAUUGAUACAUGCUUUGUGAUUGGUUGAAAUUUAACAAAUUUUUACUAAUGGAAUGAGUUUUUGAAACUGAUUGGUGAGUUUGUAACCAUGGUGACCAAUAUGUUUGUUGUUCUAACCCAGAUGUAGUGUUGAUAUUUGUAGAUAGAGGUGUUUUGUUGUGUGAUUGUUGUUUUUGGUGGUCAGCACAGUGGCAAACAUAUCUCGGACUUCCUGAGAUCAGGCCCUGAUUUCUGGAAACUCAAAUGAAAUUGAUAUUUUAAGUUUGCUAGAGCACUUUUUAAAAUUAAUUUGGAAGUAGGUAAUGCAAAAAUUGUUAUAAUGAUACAAUAAAUAAUUCUUCAUUUCAAUGUAACUUGAUUUUUCAGUUUUAAAUUAAAGAAAAUUUCAUAUUAUAACUAAAGACUUUGGUGAUUUGCUUUUUAUUUCAGACAAGGAAAUUGUAUCAAGUUUUCUAGAUAAAUCAAUAACAACCCAAAUCUACCAAAUGGAUAUUGAAGUUUCCUAGAGAUUAGGGUCAGGUUUGUUUUGAUUCAGAUCACAUUGAUAAGGAUAAUGGAAAAAAAAUCAUCAUUUGUGCAAUAACCAAUCCUAAAUUUCUUGUGUUAUAUUUUUCCAAACUCCAGUCCUGUCUAUUUAUGUCAACACCAUGUAUCUUUUUUAACAGAAAUUUUCCCUCCCUACAAUAAAUUGUUGUAUAAUAAAAUUAUUUUCCAAAAUUAGCAUUUCUACUCUCACGCAAGUGCCAUUUUUGACGUCUUCUAAGAAACACUAUUGUCAUUGACCUAUUGUUUGUGGUGUUAUUUUGUUACAAAAUCAUCAGUUUUUUUAAUUCAUGGGGGAAACGUAGCUAUCAUUCAGACUGCAAAAUUUCUGUCCAGUUUUACGAUAAUUUCAAAUAAUUUUUAAUUCAUUUAAGCGAGAUAGAUGAUAGUAUGGGGAAAAGAAUGGAAAAGAAAAUUCUGAAAAAUUGAUAGAUCUUUUACUAGUAGUAUACGCAUAAUAUAACAUUGUAUUUAACUAACAUUUGUAUUUAGCAUUGUAUUUUUUUGCAUCGUAAUGACAUCGCAAUGACUCCAAAAACAUAUAAAUGUGGUCGUACACUGCUGGGUUUUAUUUGUUUAUUUUGAGGCUUUGCUUUAGAAAUGAAAUUUCUUUUGCUUGAAGCAGUAUUUACCGAUCGAGAGAGCUAAAUUUUUAGCUAAUGUCAAACAGGUGGAAUCUUGUUAAUCCUGAUCACUAACUUCAUAACAUGGAUUUGCAAUUCAAUGAUUUGCCAUUAUACAUGGAGGAAAGGACAACUCUACAGUAUUGAUGACCUGUACACAGGUCCAACUUUGAAAUGAAGUUUUGAAUGUAGUAUCCAGUUUUUAAAAAAAUAUGAGAAUUUUGUGCCCCUUAUACCAGUGGUUCUUAAAAAGUGAUAAAAUUUUCAUAAAUGUUUCCAAAAUGAAGUUUUCAAAAAUCUGAAAAUAUUUUACUGCUUUAAAUUUUCAGCCCACCAUCUGAAAAGUUUUCUGAUUUUUUCUUAGGAUACUGAAAGUGUUCAAAUUGUAUUUGAGAAAAUAUUUAAUUAUUGAAAAUUUUAUUUCAUGACUUCUCAUGUGGGACAUUUACACACAAAGACAGGAUUGUCAUUUCUGUUUAUCUAAUCCAACAAGUUCUGGUGAGAAAGAGAAAUGUCAGGAUUGGUAAGACUCCACUUUAAACCAUGUACAUGUCACGAUGUAUUACAAUCAGCUAAUGUAUUUAAUCUGUAUGCUGCUUUUUGGCUUUAUAUGUUAGGAUGGCUGCUGUCUAUUAACCAUUCGAUCCAUCUACAAGUCAGUCUUGAUAGUGUAUAUUUACUGGCCAUGAUGAGAAUUUGCCAAGCAUAUCUGUAGGAAGUAAACAGAUAGUGAAGUGGUUAAGGUGUAGUUUGUACAAAGAAGUUUUCUGACCUUUUGUUUUUCCAUCAUUUCAUGACCUGAAUAUAAAAUUAAAUGUGUGUGAAAGCCAUAUGAAUUUGGAAUAGCAAUCAGUUUUAGAACUGUCAUAUUUUUAUUAUUCUAACAAUCGUAUACAAUAUCAAAUGUAAAAUUUAAAUUUUGAUUUAUUCAAGAGUUAAGUUGUGUUGGAAAUUGAAAAAAAAAAAUAUAGACACAUGUAAAUGGUAUUGAAGCGAAGCAUUGUAGCCAAACAGCAUUGAUGGUGUUAACAUUAUAUACAUGCUGUUGCUAUGGUGACAUCAACAAGUGUGCAAGCUUGACGACAGCAGCAUAGUCAGCUUUGUCAUCCUUUUCACAUCAGUUACUUCAAGUUGAUAUAAACCUGUUGACAUGUACCAUAAUUACUGUCAACAAAUGUGUGUGAAGUACCAACAUUUCUGUAACCAAUGGAGACUUUCACUAUUGUGUAUACCAUAUAAGGAAAUGUAAAUUGUGUAUUACCAUAUAAGGAAAUGUAAAUUGUGUAUUACCAUAUAAUGAAAUGUACAUGUGUAUUUCCAUAUAAGGAAACUUAUUCUUUUGAUAAGCCAUAUUCAUCUUUGCUAUUUGAAAAAAUUGUAAUAAGAAAUAAAAGCAAAAUUCUAUAUGCAA
Ylistrum balloti is the source of this 5140-nucleotide messenger RNA. RefSeq names its product septin-2-like. The record is from RefSeq and is a predicted model, not a curated record. The transcript is spliced from 12 exons. Lineage: Eukaryota; Metazoa; Mollusca; Bivalvia; Pectinida; Pectinidae. Gene Ontology annotation, biological process: cytoskeleton-dependent cytokinesis; regulation of exocytosis; cell division. Gene Ontology annotation, molecular function: GTP binding; molecular adaptor activity; GTPase activity. Bases 18 to 1070 code for a protein of 350 amino acids. Gene Ontology annotation, cellular component: cell division site; septin ring; synaptic vesicle.